AGAUAGAGAUAGUCUUAAAGGCUUUAAGACUAUUUGUUUGAUUCCCCCUUCGAUUUAGGUUAUUUAAUUUCAUUAUUGUUUAUUGUAAAAUUAAUUAAUUUGUCAUAUAAAAUUGUUUACUUUUCGAAAGAGUGUUAAUCUUUUAGUUUAAUCUACUUCAACUUUGAUCUCCUUUGUUUUAAAGUAAAAUUUUCCAUCUGCAAAUUGAUUAAACAUGGCUGUUGACGUUUUACCACCACCCAAUUUCAACAAUAAUCACAAUGAAAGUAAACUCUUUCUUGGAGGCUUGAGUUGGGAUACCUCUGAAGAGGAUAUUAUCAAUUACUUCAGUAAGUAUGGCCAGAUUCUUGAUGUUACCAUCAAAUAUGAUCCAGUUUCAGGUCAUCCUCGAGGCUUUGGCUUCAUCACUUUUGCUUCAAGUGACUGUAUUGAUAAUGUUUUAAGAGCUGGUCCUCACACCUUAAAAAAUAAACUCAUUGACCCUAAGCGGGCUAAAUCACGGCCUAUCAGUAAAAAAGUUUUUGUCGGAGGCAUUGAUGCCAAUACCUCUGAGUCUGAAAUACGUCGUCAUUUUAACAAAUUCGGUAAAAUUGAAGGUAUUGAAUUGCCUUACGACAGACAACGUGGUAAGCGAAGAGAAUUCUGUUUCAUCAUUUUUGAAAACGAAGAAGCCGCCGAUGUCGCUGUAAAAGAAUCCAAACAAACAAUCGAUGGUCGGGAGUGUGAUGUCAAAAAAGCUCAGCCUCAACCAGUUGCCCAGCAACAGAAACGUAUGCUUCAAACCCAAGGCCAAGCUGCUGCUAACUAUCCAAAUCCAGGUAUGUUUGCCUAUGGUUAUGACGAUUACGCUUGGCCUGAUCCUGCCGCUACCAUGGGCGCUGGGUCCAGUGGCAUUCCAGAUAGACGCAGAUCGAAGAAGAGUAAUAAUGGUAACAUGCAUGGUGUUGAGCCUUCUUGGAACUACAAUUUCUCAAUCAUUUGACAUAAUGCAAAUAAUAAUUAUAAAAUAUAAUAAUAAAAUACCUUCAAUUUGGUGUAAAUUGAUUUGUCAACCUAAUUAAUUUUGAUUAAUCAUCGAUAUAACAAUCAAACUGAAGCCGAAAUCAAACUACAAUCAAUUUGUUUGAUUCGAUAAGUUUAUUAAUAAAAUAAUGAUCAUCAAUUCAA
Panonychus citri (citrus red mite) is the source of this 1167-nucleotide messenger RNA. RefSeq names its product heterogeneous nuclear ribonucleoprotein D-like-A. Gene Ontology annotation, biological process: regulation of gene expression. NCBI's taxonomy places the organism in Eukaryota, Metazoa, Arthropoda, Arachnida, Trombidiformes, Tetranychidae. The transcript is spliced from 4 exons. Gene Ontology annotation, molecular function: RNA binding. The record is from RefSeq and is a predicted model, not a curated record. Bases 215 to 982 code for a protein of 255 amino acids. Gene Ontology annotation, cellular component: nucleoplasm.